AUGAGUCUUGAAGGUGUAUCUUGGUUUACACUGCUACUUGUGCUGACAACUGCACUUUUUCUUGGGGUGCUUGCGAAGGUUGUCUCGUCCGCCAGAGUUGAUGAUCGUGAACCUCCAGUUGUCCCAUCUUCUGUACCCUUCGUCGGCCACGUCGUUGGUAUACUUCGACAUGGAGCAAGCUACUUCCGAUAUCUUGGCGUUCGCUUCCCACAUCCAAUAUUCGCUCUGCAGACACUGACAUCCAAGACCUAUGUGGUUAUUGAUCCCGGAUUGGCAGCAAGCGUACAGCGAGCAUCCAAAGCUCUAUCGUUCAAUCCUAUAAUCCCCGAAGUCACGCAACGUGUUUUAGGUCUAGACGAUCAGACUAAAAAGAUUGUAGCUACUAACAUCGAUCGAGAUGGUCCGGUGCGCGGGUUUUAUCCAGAUGUGCAGGACACUAUUUACUCCACCUUAACCCCAGGAGAUGCGCUCGAUGAAUUGAACAUGCGCGCCUACAUCGAAUUCUCGAGCAUGCUAGACUCGUACGUCGAGAAGUCCCACUCUGGAGAGAGGGGCGAAGAACUCAUGGCUUGGGUGCAACAUAUUGUCACGAUUGCAACAGCAAAAUUUCUCUAUGGUCCCAAGAACCCCAUCACGGCAGACUCAAGCCUUGAAAAGGCAUUCUGGGAUUUCGUACAUGGUAUUCCUCGUCUACUACUGAAUCUGUUUCCUGCAUAUACCGCCCGCACUGCUUACAAAGGCCGAGAAGCCCUAGCAGCGGCAUAUAUCCGUUACCUUGACCUUGGUUACGAGAAACUUGGUUCAACCAUCACUCAGGAGCGUAUUGCGGUUGGGAGAAAACAUGGCUUUACUGUCCCGAAUCUCGCACGGUCAGAGAUUUCUUUUCUCUUCGCCGGAAUCAUCAAUACCACGUUCGCCUCGUUUUGGAUAAUCCUGCACAUUUUCGCUCGCCCUCAACUUUUACGAGAGGUCAGAGCAGAACUGGAAAGCAAUGCAUUGGCCAACUACAAUGAAAGUCCGAAUAUCAGAAGUUUACAAAUAAGCAAGGUCAACAAAGCAUGCCCGUUGCUUUUAGCAGUUUUCCGCGAAACCUUGCGGCUCCACUCCGAUGUCUUGUCAUCUAGGGUCGUGACCACUGAUACCAUGCUGCAAGAUAGAUACUUCCUACGGAAAGGCUCUGUGCUGCAAAUAUCUGGUGGUAUCAUGCAUGCUGACACAAGAAUCUGGGGUGACAAUGUUCACGAGUUUCACCCUGAGCGAUUUCUCAACUCUUCAAGCGGCCAUGUCUCCUCCGGGCUUAAGCAUGAAGAGUCACGUUCUGAGAAACAAAGGUCAGUGCAUCCUGCGGCGUUUCGAGCCUUCGGUGGAGGGGCUACUUUAUGUCCGGGAAGACAUUUUGCACAAGCUGAGAUCUUAGGAUUUGUGGCAAUGGUCAUAUUAAGGUUCGACAUCGACUCUGUCGAGGGCGGCGAUUUGAAGGUGCCGGAGAAGAAAGUCGACGUAUUGCCCAUUCAUAUACUGGAGCCUAAGGAGAAGGUUCUUGUGAGUAUGAGCGAUCGAACUGAUUGGAGUCAAGUUCAGUGGAGAAUUGCACCCUAA
Exophiala bonariae is the source of this 1599-nucleotide messenger RNA. RefSeq lists its product as uncharacterized. The record is from RefSeq and is a predicted model, not a curated record. Gene Ontology annotation, molecular function: heme binding; iron ion binding; monooxygenase activity. Bases 1 to 1599 code for a protein of 532 amino acids. The transcript is spliced from 2 exons. NCBI's taxonomy places the organism in Eukaryota, Fungi, Ascomycota, Eurotiomycetes, Chaetothyriales, Herpotrichiellaceae.